AUGGCGUGGCCUCCAUUGAGCACGACUUCGGAUGUUCAGCAACAACUCUUUGGACCGUUCGGAGUUCAAAAAUCGAGACACAAGCAAAAAAAACAAAAAUGGUUUCAGAAAGCUCAAGUCUACUGUCUUAUUCACUUGUCUUAUAUUCUACAAUAAACGUUCUAUUCUUUAAAUGUUCAUGUUACUACAAGAAGUCAGACACUGCGGCCAAUGUAGUUAGAAUUUUAAUUUUGGCUCCUGGAGGAUUUACUAGAGCAAUGGAUAAAUGCAUUGGCGCGCCAAGAAUAGAUUUUUGGCUCUUGAAAGAGAUUUACAAAAAACAAUCGAUCAUAAAAAUUGAGGUGCAUGAGCGCACCAAUGCAAGUUUUUGGCUCCUGGAUGAUUUACUGAACCUAUCAAUAUCCAAAAGUGGCAUGGAAAUGUCGUGCAAAGUCAUGUGAAAGUCUUGUUUUUCCAAGAUUCCAAGCAGUUUGAGUCGGAAAAGGUUGAAGCCAGAGAUACUGACUGGGUGUAGGAGCACGGAGGAGUGGGACAGUGCACCAGUCUCCUUGGUUGGACCGAAGUGCCACUCAGAGGUUCCGAGCGGCUGAGAUCUCCCCUCCGGAAAGAGUGACCGAGGUCAUGCUCGACACGAAUAUCCCCAUGUCAAAGAGCCGGCAGAAGCCCUCUUUCUUCUUUCUGACAGAAGCCAAGAAGAAGCUCGCCCUUUUUGAUUGA
Messenger RNA from Caenorhabditis auriculariae, 717 nucleotides. The record is from the annotation of a GenBank genome assembly. Lineage: Eukaryota; Metazoa; Nematoda; Chromadorea; Rhabditida; Rhabditidae.